AUGGAUAUGUAAGAAUAGCAAUUGAAUGUUUAAGUGGCUGUGAGAAUUCGACCCUUAAAUUAAAAAGAGAUUAUUGCUAAAGAAUAAAGUUGUUUGAAAUCUGAUAGGAACAGUAUCAUUUUACCCUAAAAUGGCAAAUCCUUUUCAUUUGAUUAAGUGUUCAAUCAGGACUCUAGUCAAGAUUAAAUAUUCUAAUGUUGUGUUACUAAUCUGAUUUUGCGAUGUUUUGAGGGAUACAAUAGUACUAUAUUGGCAUAUGGUCAAACAGGUUCAGGUAAGACUUACACGAUGGGGACAUCUUCUAUAGAUCAUGAUUGUGGAAUGAUUCCAAGAGUUGUUUACUUUUUAUUUUAAGAAAUAGAGAAAAGAAAGUAGGAAUAGGACAUUAAUAUUACAUGUUCUUAUGUAGAAUUGUAUAAUGAAUAAAUAAUUGAUUUACUUAAUGAAUCAAUAAUUCAAACUAACGUGCAACCUACAAUAAGAGAAGAAAAAGAUCACACAAUAUCCAUUUAGAAUUUGACUACCAUUCCAGUUACUAAUGCACAGUAUAUGAUUGAAAUCUUAAAUCGAGGAGGAGCACAUAGAACAACAUCUGCAACCUUGAUGAAUUUGAAUAGUUCAAGAUCUCAUGCCAUUUUCACUAUUUAUUUUGAAAUAAACAGAGAAUCUGAAGAAGGAUCAUUGAAGGCUAAAUUUCAUUUUGUUGAUUUGGCUGGUAGUGAGAGGUUAAAAAAGACAUAAGCAAUAGGAAAACAAAUGGAAGAAGGAAUAAAUAUAAAUUAGAGCUUGUUAGUAUUGGGAAAUGUGAUUAAAACUUUGAGUGACUAGAAGAAAUCUAGUCAUGUGCCAUACAGAGAAAGCAAAUUAACCAGAAUCCUUUAAGAUUCUUUGGGCGGAAAUUCAAACACUUACAUGAUAGCCUGCAUAUCUCCAGCUGCAAGCAAUUACGAAGAAACAAUAAAUACUUUGAAAUACGCAAGCAGAGCUAGAGAGAUAAAAAAUAAGCCAACUCAAAAUAGAGAUCCUCAUGCAGCUCAGGUUAUGGCAUUGAAAUAAUCCAUCAAUUAUUUGAGUGAUUAAAUUAAGCAAUAUUAGUAAUUACUGGUAGAAAACAAUAUAAAUACCGACAGUGUAAAAAUUAAUCAAAUUGCAAUUACUGAUCUAAUUUAUUAAAACCAAUAGUAAUCUUGUACUUACCACACUGAUUAAAUUAAUAAACUAAAGUCAUAGAACUUAUCACUGGAUCAGAAGUUAUCAUAAAUUUAAAAAGAUUUUUUAUUGCUUUAGAAAGAUUAUAGUGAGAGUGAAAUUGAAUGUUUUAAGGCUAAGAAAUAGAGAGAUUAGGUCUUGAAAUGGUUUUAGGAUGCUCGAAAAUUGCUCAUAUAGAACAAUAUAACGUCAAAUUUUGUUGAAGAUACAAAUUUGGAUAGUUAUUAUAAUGAAAUUUUCAAUUUGAAAAAAAUAGUGUAGGAGUAGGAAUAGAAAAUACAGUAGCUACAAUAAAGGAAUGAUACUUUAAUAAAGGAGGCACAUAGGGAUUAAAAGUUACUACUUUUACAGUAUCACAAAUAAAACAAGUUAUUAAAUUUAGGAGAAACUAAUGAUGAAUAUGAGAUGGAUGAGACUGAGUUUUUGGAGAAUGAUCAAAAGAUUGAGGAACAAGAAAAUCAUCUGAUAGAGAUGGAUAAACAAUAGACUGAAAUUAAGUUAUAAUUAUAAAAUGAAAUCAAAUAGGAUUAUCAUAAAUAAAUAGCUAAUUUGGAGUUAGAAAAAUUUAAUUUGCAAAGAUAAAUAAUCACUAAAUAGGAUUCAGCUUAAAUUAACGUUUUAAAACAGAAAAUUUAAGAGUAUGAAACCAAAAUUUAAGAGAUGAAACAAAAGGAGACAAUGUCUAAACAAUUAAAUAAAAAAUUAGAGGAACAAGAAUCCUAAGUGACUCAUUUGAAAAAUAACAUUGAAUCUAUGAAAAAAUAAAAGGUAGAUUUAUUAAAGAAAAUGAAAUAAGAAAACUAAAAAUAUAUGAAAGAAAAAGAUGAAUAGCAGAAAGAGUUAAUUAAAACGAAAAAGCUUAAGAUAUAAUAAGAUACCAUUCUUUGUAAAUUAAGAAAUGAGAAUACAAAAAAAGAUAUUUAAUUAAAAAGAAAGGAUGAUGAACUAUUAAAAUAAAAGAACGAGAAACUUGUCAUUAAAUAGCAUAAUAGGUAUAAUCCAAAUUAAUCAGCAGUACAAUAUGAUACUUUUGAAAAGUAAAUUGACGAUUUAUUUAAUGAACUCAUUAUGGGUUAGUAAGCCGAGGAGUAAAUUACUUAAGAGUAUAAAAAAUUGGAAGAAAUUUAGGAAGAAUUACAAAUAAUUCAAAAUAAAAUAUGUGCCAUUUAAAUCAAGAUUGAUUAAUUAGAAUUUGACAUUGCAUAAAGCAAAAACUAAUUAAACUAGGAGACAUAAAAAUAAUUAGAGAUUGAGUUGGGUGAUUUCUAAGAAAAAAGAGAGAAUAUCAAGGAAACAAUAGAAUUUUAAGUUUAAAAAAUUAAUGAAUUUAGAGCAGUAACUUAAAAAUCUAAUGAAUAUUACACGACGAUGAUGACUAAUCAAUAUUUUAAGGAUCUACCUAAUUGGUGCAUAAGAUCUUUUAGAUAUGUAAUUGAUAAUUGGGUUAAAGAUCAUAUUUUGAUGAGUGACUAUGCAUAACAGAUUGAAGAUUUGAGUUAAGCAAAUUAACUUUUAAUGAGCUCACGACCGAGUCAAAUGAGGAAGUCAAUAAGAUCAAGUACUCCUAAUGAUGAUUUGAAAAGACAAUUAAAUGAAUACAAAAGAAAACUAUAAGCUUCUUAGAAUACUUUUAGGACAACUAGUUUGGAAUUAGAUUAUUAUAAAAACUUUUACAAUGAAUAGAUAAAUAAAUAAUAAAAAGAUAAGUCAAUAGGAUUAAAAGCUUAGUUGUAACAUUCGAAUUCAAAUUAUAUUGCACGUAACUAUUACCCAAAAGAUGUUAAGAAUGAGUAAGAACCUUAGACUUUGUCUCGUAAUAAAUCAAUAGGUCCAAUUAGUUCAAGUGCAAGAGUAAGGAGUUCAUGUUCAAUGGCUGAUUAUAUAAAUUGUUCUUAAGAAUUUGGAGGUUAUGAAUUAAUAAAGACUUUUUAUGGACAUGAUCAACCAAUUUUAUCCCUGUGCCAUAAAGAGAACCUUCUAUUCUCUGGGUAGUAUAAAUAAGUUAAGGUUUGGGAUAUUGAGACAUCACAAUCGUUAAGUACAAUAGAGCAAAGUAGUCAUUGUAGAGCAAUCCAUUAUUGGGCUGAGAGAGAUUCAAUAGCAAUAUCUCAUGGCUCAUAAAUCACUUUGUAUGAUCCUCAAACCUUUACUUCACAAGGAUUGUUAAAGUCAACAAUUGAGGAAGUGAAAGCAAUGACAACAAUAAAUGGAUUAUUUGUAGCAGUAGGUAAAUCUACGAAUUCCAGUGCUUUGAAUAUUUGGGAUCAUAGGCAGAACAAUAUUUUAUAUGAGUUUGAAAAAGGAUCAGAUAUUCUGAGUGCAUAUGGGUCUAAUGAGAAUAGAGAAUUGAUUUAUGGAACAUUAAAACAUUACACAAAGAGAAUUCCUUUUAGUAAGAACAAAUACGGAUAGAUUCAACAAUUGUCACCUCCUUAGUUAGAUAAAGUGACUGGAGUGGCAUCCUUUAGUAAUUUUAUUGUUAGUUGUUCUUUAAGUAAGAGAAUGUUGCUAUGGAAUUAAUAAACAGGUUUAGAGAUGUAGACAAAUGAUAGUAUUCAUAAGGAUUUGAUAAUGACAUUAGCAGUUGAUAAAUCAUUGAAGUUGAUAUACACAGGGUCAAAGGAUGGGUAAAUAAAGGCAAUUAAAAUAAAUGAGGAGGGCAAAUUUCAACUUGUGAAUGAGAUGAAUGCUUCCACACAACCAGUGAAUGUUGUGAAUGUGAUCUAAUCAAAUAAUUAUGUUGUAAGUGGUGGAUAAGAUAAAUUAAUCAAAAUAUGGAAACCAUCUAAAUAAUUAUUACAGUAACAAAAUCUUAUAGGGGAAUUUACUAUAGAUGACAAAGUGUGA
Messenger RNA from Paramecium tetraurelia, 4056 nucleotides. RefSeq lists its product as uncharacterized. Gene Ontology annotation, molecular function: ATP binding; microtubule binding; microtubule motor activity. The record is from RefSeq and is a predicted model, not a curated record. Lineage: Eukaryota; Ciliophora; Oligohymenophorea; Peniculida; Parameciidae. The transcript has 12 exons. Gene Ontology annotation, biological process: mitotic spindle organization; microtubule-based movement.